Messenger RNA from Coffea eugenioides, 1872 nucleotides. Its product is annotated as ribose-phosphate pyrophosphokinase 4-like. Gene Ontology annotation, cellular component: ribose phosphate diphosphokinase complex; cytoplasm. Gene Ontology annotation, biological process: 5-phosphoribose 1-diphosphate biosynthetic process; purine nucleotide biosynthetic process. Lineage: Eukaryota; Viridiplantae; Streptophyta; Magnoliopsida; Gentianales; Rubiaceae. The transcript has 7 exons. The coding region runs from base 82 to 1362 and encodes 426 amino acids. Gene Ontology annotation, molecular function: magnesium ion binding; ribose phosphate diphosphokinase activity. The record is from RefSeq and is a predicted model, not a curated record.
AUUCCGAAUCGCACGCAGUGCAGGACACCCAAUUACCAACCCUCAGGAGGCCAACUCUCCCACAGCAAACGCCUUUCUCAAAUGUCCGCUUCCACCGCCCUUCCACCGCCAAAAUUCUCCGGAGUUUCGGCUACCCCAACCAAAUUCCCAAGUUCCAAACCCACUCUCUUGCUUCCGUCCAAAAACUGUAAAUCACUCACCCGAUGCGAGCUCAAAAGCUUGGACAAUAAUAAGUGGACCGUGGAUUGCGUCUCCGGCACCGGGGGCGACCCCAUUCACAUUAUUCUAAAGCCUCCGGCUACAACUCCUUUAGGAAUGACUUCUUUAGAUUCAGCUGUUAAGACUUCGAAGAGAGUAUGCUUGUUUUAUUGCGCGGAAAUGAAGGCUCUUGCUGAGCGAAUUGCCGCCGAAUCUGACGCCAUUGAGCUUCGUGGCAUCACCUGGAGGACGUUUGAAGAUGGAUUCCCCAACUUAUUCAUAUCGAAUGCUCACGGCAUUCGUGGACAGCACGUUGCUUUCCUUGCUUCUUUUAGUUCUCCUGGAGUAAUUUUUGAGCAACUGUCUGUCAUCUAUGCACUUCCAAAGCUCUUUGUCUCCUCAUUCACGCUUGUGCUUCCUUUUUUCCCAACUGGCACCUCAGAGCGUAUGGAGGAGGAAGGGGAUGUUGCUACAGCUUUCACGCUUGCUAGGAUUUUAUCAAACAUUCCUAUCUCAAAAGGAGGACCCACGAGUUUAGUAAUCUUUGAUAUACAUGCCUUGCAGGAAAGAUUUUACUUCGGGGACAAUAUUUUGCCUUGCUUUGAAAGUGCAAUACCGUUGCUCUUAAAGAGGCUUCAGCAGCUUCCUGACUCUGACAAUAUAUCCAUAGCCUUUCCUGAUGAUGGUGCAUGGAAACGAUUUCACAAGCAGCUACAGCAUUUCCCUACGAUUAUUUGUGCUAAAGUCAGGGAAGGUGACCAGAGAAUUGUGCGGCUUAAGGAGGGAGAACCUAAUGGACGUCAUGUUGUGAUAGUAGAUGAUCUCGUGCAAUCUGGUGGCACUUUGAUAGAGUGCCAGAAAGUGUUGGCCAAACAUGGAGCCUCAAAAAUAAGUGCUUAUGUGACACAUGGGAUUUUCCCAAACAGGUCAUGGGAACGUUUUGAUCACGAUAAGGGAGGGAACCCUGAGAAUGGUUUGAGUUACUUUUGGAUCACAGACUCGUGUCCGCAGACAGUCAAAGAGGUCAAGAACAGAGCCCCGUUUGAGGUUCUUAGCCUUGCUGCCGUGAUUGCUACUGCUCUUCAGAUUAGCUGUGGCUUUGGAAGCAUUUUUGAAGUUGGGAGUUUGUUCCUCUUAAAGCUAUCACUUCCAUGGGUCAAAUGACAAGAGAAACUGAUCGUGCAUUUUUAGGUUCCCAGAAAUUAUAAUGGUGCCUUUGUUUUAGUUAAUUGUGAAGCCACUAAGAGUACUUAUUAGCUGAAAGGCUUAGAAGAUGCUCAGUGAGAAGUCAUUUGGAAGGGCAAGAUGUACAGCAUGCAAAAGAAGGUUUUCAGCGAAUACUAGCAUCAACCAUCCCUUUUGUUUUCCGUGCUUAAAAGUGUUCGAGUUUCCUGUAGCCGGAGUUGUAAGGGUCUUGCGGGGGCAUUUUUUCGUUGAGCAGAAUGAAUCUCCAGCUUAAAUCCUUAGUUUAUACUGUUUCUGCUAGCUGUUUCUUUCAGCUGUGUUCAGUUCCUUCGAAUUGCAGCAGUAUUUGUUUAGAUGAAUUGAAACACACUAGAAACUUGAGAAGGAGUUUUCCUUUUUGCGUCAAGUUCUUUUAUUGUUGAAAUCCCAAAGGCUGAAAUCUAGGAAAUGAGUAUCAUUGAAAGCCGAAAUAUAUUUUUAUUGCAGUUA